Messenger RNA from Closterium sp. NIES-65, 966 nucleotides. NCBI's taxonomy places the organism in Eukaryota, Viridiplantae, Streptophyta, Zygnematophyceae, Desmidiales, Closteriaceae. The record is from the annotation of a GenBank genome assembly.
AUGCGUUCGCCUCUGCUGCAGCUGUUGACUACCUUCGUGCUGAGGAGGUUGGAGCUGCGUCUGCCAGUAGUGGGAGGCGCCGCAGCGGCAGGGGCUGGAAGGGCAGGAGCGGUGGGGGUGGCAAAUGUGGAGGCGGUGGUGGGGGCGGUGGAGGCGUUGGUGGGGGCGGCGGUGGAGGAGGAAGUGGUGGUGGGGGCGGCGGGGCAGGUGGCGGCGGUAGUGGCGGCAGUGGGAGUGGUGGAGGUAGUGGUGGUGGCGGCGGUAGUGGCGGCAGUGGGGGUGGAGGCGGCAGCGGUGGGGGUGGAGGCGGCAGCAGUGGGGGUGGCAGGGGUGGCACCAGCCAGAGGGGAGGCCUUGGAGGUGGCCAGCAGCAGCAGCAACGUCAGCCCCUUUCGUCCCAGGAGCUCCGUGAGUGGUCAAACAUACGAGUGGUCUCACACUCAGCACCGCUGCUUCAACCGCCUUACCGACGCCUUUCGCGCAGAGUUUCCUUAUGCACCUAAGCUUCCCGACUGGGCGGCGCUGCUUAGGCAGAAUGUUGAUAUCUUUGCUCUAGACUUUGAUGCUAUCCUAUCUGCCAUGUAUGCAUUGACUAUUGGUGAUGAGGGUGAUUGUUACCUGUGUCUGCCGCCAGACCCAGGUAUAGAGGCUGCUGCUCUAGGUGCUAGUGAGUCUGCUGCCCUAGGUGCUGGUGAGUCUGCUCUCUUUGGUACUGCGUCUGCUGCGGCCCUACACACCUUCACACUUGACUCAGGUGCUUCCUGCUGUCUCUUUCGCAACAGUACCACAGUCACACCGCUCACUGCACCUGUUGCUGUGUCGUUGGCUGACCCCUCUGGGGGCCCAGUCCUUGCACGUUCCUCCAAUCUACCCUCAAGGAUGCGGGGGUUGACAUCUUCACCCUUGGAUGGCAGCGUGUGGCGUUCUGUACGUGCUCUCGGACCGGUAGCCACCUGGCCUCAAUAA